Molecule: messenger RNA, 1461 nt
Organism: Fundulus heteroclitus (mummichog)
Lineage: Eukaryota; Metazoa; Chordata; Actinopteri; Cyprinodontiformes; Fundulidae
Product: A-kinase anchor protein 6-like
Exons: 6
Coding region: 384-1445 (353 amino acids)
Source: RefSeq, a predicted model, not a curated record
GCCAUUUACCAUUUCACAUCUGAAGCUGCACCUUUGAAUCAGAAUCAGACAUACUUAAUAAUCCCAGAGGGAAAUUACUUAACUUUGGUGGACCAAGCAGACAUAGAGAGGCAGAAGGUUGUCAUUGCCGACCUCAUCAAGUUAUCUGCAGAUGAGUUAAUUAGUUCUUUAAUCUUUUUAUCGCAUGCAGCAAGGUUAAAACUCUUUAAAUUAUUUAACUUCAUUCAGAUUCCGACCAAAAGGACUCAGAUUUAAGAGGUUGUGGGACAACUUACAUUGUUAUAUCAAUGUAAGUCACAACUAGAAGAUGAACAAUAUCUUCAGUUACAGGUUGAGCAUCAGAUGGUUUUGGACAGAGUGAGCUCUCAAAGGCCGAGGUGAGGAUGGAGGAAGCUGACGCUGAGACCAAGGACCUCAGAGCUCCUGAUGUCAGCGAGUCUGCGUCUCACCAGAGAAGUGUGUUCUCCACCCUUCAGGUGAAAUCUUCACACAAUCAACCUCAGCAGGUUGAAUCAUUGCAGGAGCUGGAAUCACAGAACAGCUCUGCAGUUUAUAACGCAGCACCUAGAACAGAGCCAGUCUUGCCAAAAUUUAGAACAGAACCUCUAAAUUUUGAGUUUACAGGAAGUACUUCCACAGACUCCAUGGGAGAUGCUGGAAGUCAGACUGUCCAUGAUGAAGCCCUGCUUCAUCCUGCUGCAGUGGACAGCCCCAAAGAGUACCAGAGUAGCCUCGCUGAGCUGCUGCUAAUGGAGAACCGGAAGACUAGUCUUCUCAGACAAGCUGCUAGUCUAACGAGGAGUGGGACUAAACUACCAAGCAACUUGCACAUCAAAAUGCACAACCUUACACACACAUGGCGACUACUUGAGAAAAUUCUCUCAGAGCAUUCCAUGCCAUGUUCUUCUGAGCAAAAGCCAUCAUCAAAUGGGGAUACUUUGUUGGUUUGUGGUGAAGAUGUUACUGUUGAAAGUCCCCACUCAGCCUUGUCCUCAAUGACUAAUUCACUGUUGGAGCAGCUGGAGGCUCGCAUCAAGGAGCUUAAGGCAUGGCUUCGGGACACAGAGCUGCUCAUCUUCAACUCCUGCCUCAGACAGGAGAAGAAAGCCUCUGAGCAACUUCCAAGUUUCAAGUCCCUGUGUUCAGAGAUUCGAAUCCGACGCCGAAGAGUGGCUUCUGUUCUCAAACUGUGCUGGAAGCUUCUGCAGCAGAGCCAGUCGAGCCUGAUCGCUGAAGUGGGCCCAGAUGCAGAGCAGCACCGAGAGGCCCUGCAGCUGUUGUCAAUCAACCUGGAGAGAAGGUGGGAGGCAAUAGUGAUGCAGACAGUGCAAUGGCAGAACAGACUGAAGAGAGAGCUGGGAGAGCAGCAGAGAGAAUAUCAACCCAACAACGUGACCUUCACAAGAGUUUGGAAAUACGGGCCCCAUCCAUUUUCCUUUCCAUGAAAAGGUAAGGCCAACA